Patiria miniata (bat star) is the source of this 883-nucleotide messenger RNA. RefSeq names its product lactose-binding lectin l-2-like. Bases 54 to 545 code for a protein of 163 amino acids. The transcript has 2 exons. NCBI's taxonomy places the organism in Eukaryota, Metazoa, Echinodermata, Asteroidea, Valvatida, Asterinidae. The record is from RefSeq and is a predicted model, not a curated record.
UCAUCAAAACAGGUUCUGGUACUUGUUGUCUACACCAGAACAUAGUGUACGACAUGAUGGUGUCUAUGAAAUGCUCUGCAUGCUUGCUACUGAUUGUGUUCACAGUGAUUCAAAGCGGUGCCGGUGAGGGGACAUGUGUGGCGUCCAUCGGAGGGGCGUGUCCUCCAACCUGGAUCCAGUGGGGGGCAAGGUGCUACAAAGUCACCACGAGCCAGUCUCAUACCUGGCACGAGGCGAAGCAGGCUUGCCUGGCAAUGAGAGGGGUGAUGGUCGUCCCCCACUCUGACGAGGAGACGGAGUUUCUCGAGGAUCUGCAACCGCAAAUUUGGAUUAACUGUAACGAUCUUGAAACUGAAGGCGUUUGGGUGUGCCAAGAGGGGACAACCAAAGUAGACUACAGGAAUUGGGAUUCGAGGGAGCCUAAUAAAAAAGGAGAUGAACACUGCGCCGUGAUCAAGAGAUGCGGUGAGUGGACGGAUGUACCGUGCACCGAGCAGUACCCGACAGUGUGUACCCGGCCGAUAUCACCUGCGUUACACCUGUAGGCGGACUACUAAUUAACAAGACAAGUCUGUUGAAGCAGAAAGUUCUAGUCAAUUGAUUCAGAAUAGCUAUUCACUAGAAGUCUUUUCAGGCACUUGGUCUACACAAUGGACUGGUUUUACCAAAUUGAUGUUAUGGGUAAUCCUAUACAAUAGCACUGCCCGGUUCUCUUCACCAAUCUACAAGCAGUCUAAGUCACGUGACAGUCAGUCAGUCAGUGAGUCAGAAAGAAACGAAGAGGACACGAUGCUGGCCCACUGGGAACAAGCAAGGACACUGUUAUGUUAGCAAAAUGGGUUUUUGAAAAAUAUCCCAUUUUGUUUGACAUCACCUAUUGUGA